Molecule: messenger RNA, 1080 nt
Organism: Aureobasidium musti
Lineage: Eukaryota; Fungi; Ascomycota; Dothideomycetes; Dothideales; Saccotheciaceae
Source: the annotation of a GenBank genome assembly
AUGUUGGACAUUGGCAAACCUUCCAAGUUGCCAACGCCAAAAUGUUACUUCAGCACCACAACUCUUCCGUCUUAUAACGACAUUUCCGAACUGCCCACCAAGAAGACACCAUUCAAUCUUUUACACAGCUCACCAUACUACCACACUGUCACUUUACUUUCACCAUCAUCCUCUCCUCUCAACAUCACUACAACUUCCAAGCCAUCAAAAUAUGCACGAUUACAAAUGCCACUCCUCUCACUCCUCAAAGGCGACUUCUUCACCAAACACAUCAAGACAGGAAACGUACUCUUACUCUCCGCACCUCUAAAACUGGAAGCCACGUCUUCGGAAGCAAGGUUUACGUUGAUCAAUGGUGUGCUGAGCAUAACCUGCGAUCGCGCAAUCUACGAACGUGCUGGUCUUACUGGGACUGCUGUUGCUGAUCCUCAUGCUAGGAAACAUGGGACUUCCAAGUUUUGUAUUGAGGUCAAUUUGAGGUUGCCGUCUAUGCUUGCUGGUAAGAAGGGGUUUGAGCGUGUGCUGAGGGCUGCGGAGACGGUGUUUGUGGGUGAGAUUUCAUGGCUGUUCUAUGAUGUUGACGCUGGGGGAGUCACCGAGGAUGAUGCAGCGCUAGGCAAGGAGGUUGAGAUCAAGGAAGUCAAGGCAGAGACUGAAGACUUGGAAAAGGUGUUGGUACCUGGUUUUCCCUCGGAUAUCGCCAAGAGCCCGGACGGCGAAAACGAUCUGUUCGAAUUACUAGAAUGGAUCUCUCUCGCCGCUCUCAACUCUCCAAGGAUACAGCAAGGAGAUCUGGUCGACGAGAUCAUCAGUCGUUAUGAGGUUCCCACAAUCUCAUCGAUACCCACGGCGAAUACGACAGAUGGAUCAAACAAUGGCACAACGACACAGAACCUGACGAAGACAACAUUCACAGGAUUUCUACCAGCUUCCUUGAUUGCAUCUACUUUUGGAGAGGCUCUUCUGCAACUCAAAGACUCUUGGUUUGCGUUUUUGGUGCGAGGAUUUGAAGAUGGGAAAACUUUUGUUGUACUAAAGACGGAAGAUGGUCGGGCGUUGAGCUGGGAUAUUGAGGGAUGA